Molecule: messenger RNA, 1086 nt
Organism: Pantherophis guttatus
Lineage: Eukaryota; Metazoa; Chordata; Lepidosauria; Squamata; Colubridae
Source: RefSeq, a predicted model, not a curated record
AUGUUUCCAAAGAUAAACUUUUUAUUAUUAUUAUUUAUUUAUGGACAGACCCAGCCACUUUCUCUGUGUAAUGGGAAGUGUGAUUCAGGCUACAGUAAGAUUAAGAUAGAAGGAAAACUAUUUUGCUGCUAUGACUGUCUUCGAUGUCCAGAAGGGAAGAUUUCUAACAGGGAGGAUAUGGAUGAAUGUUUUCAAUGUCCAGAAGAUCGGUAUCCCAAUGAGAAGCAGGUUUUGUGUCUCCCCAAAGUUAAAACAUUCUUGAACUACAAAGAAACCCUGGGAACAGUUAUGGCUAGUUCUUCUCUUUUCUUCUCUUUAAUCACAGUUGGAGUCCUUUGGAUCUUUAUUAAGCAUCAGGACACUCCCAUUGUCAGAGCUAACAAUCGAAACCUCACAUAUGUACUCCUUGUUACUCUCCUGUUAUCAUUUCUUUGUACUUUGCUAUUCAUUGGGAAACCUCACAAGGUGACAUGUCUCCUUCGUCAAACUUCCUUUUGCAUCAUCUUCUCAGUGGCCAUUUCUUGUGUUUUGGCCAAAACCGUCAUCGUAGUUCUAGCUUUCAUGGCUACCAAGCCAGGGUCCAAGAUGACCAAAUGGUUGGGGAAAAGACUUGGCACAUUUCUAGUAUCCUGCUGCUCCUUUAUUCAAAUUAAAAUUUGUAUUAUAUGGCUGUUCAUCUCUCCCCCAUUCCCAGAUGCUGACAUGAAGUCAAUAGCAGAAGAAAUCAUUUUGGAGUGUAACGAAGGAUCUGCCUUCAUGUUCUACUGUGUCUUGGGUUAUAUGGGCUUUCUUGCCAUUGUCAGCUUCACACUGGCCUUCCUAGCAAGGAAAUUGCCUGAUGCUUUCAAUGAAGCAAAGUUUAUCACCUUCAGCAUGUUGGUCUUCUGCAGUGUUUGGUUGUCCUUUGUUCCAGCAUACCUGAGUUCAAAGGGAAAAUAUACGGUUGCUGUGGAAAUCUUCUCCAUUAUAGCUUCCAGUGCUGGAUUACUGCUUUGUAUCUUUUCUCCCAAAUUGUACAUCAUUGUGCUGAGGCCCGAUUUGAACAAAAAAGAUCAGCUCAAAAGAGAAAAGAACAGAGUACCAUAA